This is a messenger RNA of Polyodon spathula (Mississippi paddlefish), 6467 nucleotides long. RefSeq names its product dystroglycan-like. The record is from RefSeq and is a predicted model, not a curated record. Gene Ontology annotation, biological process: muscle attachment; morphogenesis of an epithelium; nerve development. Gene Ontology annotation, molecular function: calcium ion binding; laminin binding. Lineage: Eukaryota; Metazoa; Chordata; Actinopteri; Acipenseriformes; Polyodontidae. The transcript is spliced from 3 exons. Bases 1011 to 3713 code for a protein of 900 amino acids. Gene Ontology annotation, cellular component: sarcolemma; dystroglycan complex; dystrophin-associated glycoprotein complex.
GGAACAGCCCCGUUUUGUUCCUUGAUACCUAGGUGUCGGGUAACUGUAACUCAAGAUAGGCGGGUGGAAAACUAGAGAAAGAGCAAAGUGGGUGGAGAUUGAAAAAAAAAAAUGACGAGAGCAAGAAGGAGGGAGCCACAAUUACUGUAUUUUGAAGGAGCAGUUCGGACAGCAAGCUACUUGCAACAAGCCGCACAGGAGUGAAAGAAAAAUCCCUUCACUAGGUCUGCAGUGGUAUCGUUAUUUAGCAAAGAAGAGACAGCUCAAGACGUCUCCGCUCUUUGCUGUUUGGCUAAUGCUGUCAUGUGAUUGCCAUUGGCUUUUCUUCGUUUUUUUAAGGAGCCAAAGGCAGGGCUGAUAAUCAACCGCCGUUGCUUUUUCUGCUCUUUUUAUUCGAUCGGCUGAUUCCUUCUUAUUCAGUGUUUCCUCUCAAUCAUUUGCUAGCAAAUAUCAACGGGAAGGACUCCCAACACACGGACAGCGGGGGUCAGAAGGAAGACGUGGAGGACCUAGGUUACACCAGCAAUGCCGUUUCACUUUUAGUACUGGAAGAUUUAAAAUACACGGUUAGUCUCUGAAUUCCAAGUUUUAUGCUCUUUUAUUAAUCCCUUGUCGAUGUGGCAGGACGCUGGGAUCUGUUGGUCGAGCCUGCCGCCUCUCCUCUGGCUGUUAGUGUUCUAUUUGUAGGUAGGGAGAGAAUUGAAGGGGAGAUUUUUUUGCGCCUCCCAGCCUCUCUGGAUACAGUAUAUUUAUGUAUAUUUGAAAACAAAACAAAAAAAAAAACCCCCACAAAACAGCAAACAAAAUAUGAUGUCAGUUUGCUACAUGGAACUGGGUUCCCAAGUAACUGUGACCAUAAUGGGAUUGUGAAGGGGCAAACUGGAAGCAAGAACAGAGAUCAAAUCAAAAGCAAAUCCUCUUGGCAGAAGGGAUCUGUGCCGCAGCAGCGCAGUGUAUGCUGCCCAUUACUUUUUGAAGGUCUUUGGUGAGCCGAUAGCAUUGGGAGAGAAAUGCUCAAUAAACGAAGAGCAUCGGUGGAGGCUGGGCCCUUUAUCCAUGCUCAGAGCAGGACUACCUUUAUAAUUCUAGGGCUGCUGGCAGCCGUUGUCCAUGGCAACUGGCCCAAUGGGCAGGUGGAGGUAGUACAAGACUUGGGAAGCCAGUUGGAGGCUUCCAUGCAGUCGUCUUUGCUAACCGAAUUGCAGGAGACGGCAUCUGUGGGGAUGGUAGCGCCAGCCGGCAUCCCUGACUCAUCUGCUGUGGUGGGACGAGUCUUUCAGAUGAAGGUUCCUGUGGAAACAUUUGACACAACGAGCAGUAUAAUGAAGAUCACUGAAGCUGGGAAAGAGAGCUUGCCCUCUUGGCUAUACUGGGAUUCUGAGAGCCACACUUUGCAGGGCCUUCCUCUGGAAGUGGACAAAGGUGUCCAUUAUAUUGCAGCCUCUCUGCUGGAGCUUGUAGCGAACGGAAGCCACGUUCCUCGGAAGAGCGAUGUCUUCUCAAUUGAGGUUCACCCUGAAGAGCAUGCAGACAACGAUCCCAUGCAGAUUGCUGUUCAGUCUGUCAAUGAGGUUCAGCCUUUCAUCUGUGGAACUGAGGAGCCAGUGACCAUAUUGACCGUGAUCCUGGAUGCAGAUUUGACCAAAAUGACCUCUAAGCAACGAGUGGAGCUACUGGACAGAAUGAAGAGGUUCUCGGAGGUCAGGCUUCAUCACAUGAAGCUUCUGCCUGUUGUCAACAACAGAUUAUUUGACAUGUCUGCCUUCAUGGCAGGCCCUGGCAAUGCAAAAAAGGUGGUUGAAAAUGGGGCCUUAUUAUCCUGGAAACUGGGUUGUGCCCUGGACCAGAGUAAUGUCCCAGACAUAAGUAGUGUUGAAGCACCAGCUAAAGGUGGCACCAUGUCAGCACAGCUGGGGUAUCCUGUUGUCGGCUGGCAUAUUGCAAACAAGAAACCCCAUGUGCCCAAAAGGAUUCGGCGACAACUUUACGCAACACCCACGCCAGUAAUUGGGGUGCUUCCCCCAACUGCUGCCCCCCAGGAACCCCCAACCCGCAUUGUGCCAACCCCUACUUCUCCAUCAAUUGCUCCCAGUACUGAAAGUAUUGCCCCUCCAAUCAGGGGACCUGUCCCACUUCCAGGAAAGCCAACUGUUACCAUCAGAACUAGAGACCCUAUUGCCCACACCCCAACUUUGAUCCCAGUACAGCCCACUAGGGUAAUGGAUACCACCAGUACAGUACCCAUCCAGCCUACGGUGACCAGACCUGGUUAUGUAGAACCAACAGCUGUGGUCACACCACCAUCUGCAACCACCAAGAAACCCAGGAUAACUCCUGGAAGACCAAGAACCACCCCCACAACCACCACAUCUACUGCGACAAAGAAACCCAGGAAGGGCAAGACCCCUCGUCCACCUGCCACUACCAGAACUCCAAGUAUAAGGAUGGACACCACAACCCCAACCACACCCAGACGUACUACGUCUUCUGCUGUCCACCCUGGAGUGCGCAACAUACCGCCAGAGCUGAUGAACCAUAUUGACCGAGUAGAUGCAUGGAUUGGCACCUACUUUGAAGUGAAAAUCCCCUCUGACACCUUCUUUGAUGUGCAGGAUGGCACCACGGACAAGUUGAGACUAACCCUGAAACUGAAGCAGCAGGAGUUGGUGGGGGAGGGUUCCUGGGUCCAGUUCAACACGACCAGCCAGCUCUUAUAUGGUAUGCCUGACUUGUCUCAUGUGGGAGAGCAUGAAUAUUUUAUGCAUGCCACAGACAAGGGUGGUCUGAGUGCCGUUGAUGCAUUUGAGAUCCAUGUACGGCGCCAACCCCACAACUACAAGCCUCCUGUCCGCUUCACCGCUCGUUUCAGUGGUGAUCCACGAACAGUGGUCAACGAUAUUCACAAAAAGAUUCAGCUGGUCAAGAAACUAGCUUAUGCUUUUGGAGACCGCAACAGCAGCACAGUCACCCUGCAGAACAUCACCAAGGGCUCAAUUGUCGUGGAGUGGACCAACAAUAGUUUGCCUCAAGACCCCUGUCCCAAGGAACAGAUCCAGGCCCUGAGCAAGAGAAUUGCAGAUGGCCAAGGUAAGCCAAGCCACCUCUUCAGCAGCGCAAUGGAACCAGAGUUUCAGCCCAUCAACAUUACCGUUACAGGCACAGGCAGCUGCAAGAAUUAUAUGUUUGUACCAGCUGGUACAACUCCACCUAUGCCAGGGCCCACAGUUCCUCUCCAACCAAGAGACACUGGACGCCAGAGCACAGAUGAUGUCUAUCUUCACACUGUCAUCCCAGCUGUUGUGGUGGCGGCUAUUCUCCUUAUUGCUGGAAUCAUCGCAAUGAUCUGUUACCGUAAAAAGCGCAAGGGCAAACUGACCAUUGAGGACCAGGCCACCUUCAUCAAGAAAGGGGUGCCCAUUAUCUUUGCUGAUGAGCUAGAUGACUCCAAGCCUCCUCCGUCCUCCAGCAUGCCCCUCAUCCUGCAGGAGGAGAAGCCCCCACUGCCCCCUCCAGAGUACCCCAACAUGGCGAGCCCAGAAACAACCCCUCUAAACCAGGACCUCUUGGGAGAGUACACCCCGUUACGGGACGAGGAUCCCAACGCACCCCCCUAUCAGCCUCCCCCACCCUUCGCUGUUCCCAUGGAAGGAAAAGGCUCUCGUCCAAAGAACAUGACCCCCUACAGAUCACCCCCUCCCUACGUGCCGCCUUAACCUCUAAAGGAACCUCCGAGAGGAGGACGGGACUCUUUAGUUCCACGCCAGUGUUGUCUGUUGUGAAAGGGGGAGGGGGGGAUAAAAGGGAAGGUAGUAGCCUGCAAAUAUGAUUGCCGAACUGAACUUUAGCCUCUGCAAUGAAACACUGCAUUGAAGGAGAUUCACCCACCCCAGCGCUUUGUUUUUGUUUUUUUGAACUUGAUAUUGAACUCUCUGCCUAACCGCACUAUCGUCCUUUUUUUUAUCUUAUGACUUAUUUUCAAGUAAUACAAAAAAAAGAAUAAAAACCAAACAUGGCAGCCUCAAAGGUUUGUUAGGGAGGUGAGGGGGUAAAAAAACAAAGAGCAGAAUAUGAACAACCAACACAACCUUGGAGGGGACUUGAACAAACCUGCAGACAGCACUGGGGCUGGCGUUUUUGAUUCAAUAAGAUAUGCCUUUAACACUAAUUGUACAGUUUUUAUCCUUUAUUCACAUGUCUAGCAAAAAGAAGCAUAACAAGAGGUAGCCUAAAAGAAAAUAAAAAAAAAAAAAAAAAAAAAAAAGUUUUUGUUUUAUUUUCUUUCAUUUAGUCCACAGUAUAUCUAAACUUGUUCUGCUAGACAUGCGUACUGCCACACCAAAAUAGCCUGCAGGAACUUUUAACAAAUCCUGGUUUAAAAACUUAAAUCUUUGCCAAUAAUUGAUUUAGACUCCAUACAAACUGGAUGGCUCGCUAAAACAGGUAGCUUGAUUUGUUGUCUGUAGAAGCCAGUUUGAGGUUGAAAGGGUAAGCUCAUUUGUGUAUUGUUUUUUGCUCGAGCAGUUUAGAGGUCCUUUUAAUUCUAUCAAAAGGAUGUCUUGUAGGUAUGAGAAUUUUAGACUUUUUAAAACGGAUAAACGACAGCGAGGAAGAGGCUGAUUGACGCUUCCAGGCAGUUCUGUGGAAAAUUAUAUUUUUCUGAUAUUCCACUGCGAUUUUGGUAGAAAUGAUUGCCUACAAAUAUAAGAUUGAAAAGUCAUAGUAGCCUUCUAUACUCCUUUACCUAGAAAAUUUCUCAAUAACUGCAAUUGUGUGAUUUUUGGAUUCUAACCAUACCUAUUUGUAUUUUAAUUGGCAUCGUGGUGUUAGAAAUCUUCAUCAAGUCCUGCAGUUUAUUUUGGUUGAGGUGUGAUUAUUUGUAGGUACAUGUAGUAAUGCUCUUUUUCUCACAUUUAAAAACCAGUGCAGUAGUAAUAUAAAUAAAAAAUAAUGUGUACAAUCCACAGCUCUGAAAUCAUAAUGGUUCAAGGCAUAUGAUGAAACAACGGAGCAAAUGGAGCAAAAUGGGUGUCUCAGUAGAUUAAAUCAUCAAAAUAAAUUUCAAUCAAAUUUUUUUUACUAAAUUGAUCAGCUUCCGAUUUGUUUAAUGUAUAUAAAACGGCGUGCAGUAAUUUGUAAAAGCUGAGCUUCGUAGAAAAUUGAUUCAGAUUGUUUUUCCUUAUAGGUCACCUUUUUCAAUUUUAGAGAAUUUAAUUUUUUAACUGCCUUUUAAAAGACAUGUAUUCUUAAUGCUAUAAUAUAUAUAUAUAUAUAUAUAUAUAUAUAUAUAUAUAUAUAUAUAUCUAUAUAUAUAUAUAUAUCAUAAUCACUGUUUUAGUAUGUUCUCACCUUUUGGACUUCAUCCUUCACCCAGCUGUCAUCUGGUCUAUAUCAUGUCAAGCAUGUUUAUUUUAAUUUGUUCAGUGUGUUCUGGGGGAAAACAGAAUUACUGUAAAAAAAUGUGUUUAAAUCUGGGGAGUAACCCUUUGCAAUAAUGUUCUGUGCUGUGCAGUUCUGAAUGGCGUGCUCACAAAGCCAUACUAGAUCGUGCUUCAUGCUGAGAAAAUGUUUGUGUGAGUGCUCUAGCAAGGCUUUUGGACUGUCGCUAACCUUUACUGUCUAUGAAAGAUUCAAUAACUUGCCAAGCAAUUGAACUGGUUUACUUGAUGACAGGUUGGUGUUCUUUUUGCCCUUUGGUAAAAAUAUAUAUUUUUGUUUUUGCAUUCCUCCUAGCUGCUUAGACUGGGGGGGGGGGGGGGGGGGGGAGUGCACGCACCAGACUAUUUUUUUGUUUUUUUAUUCACUCCAUAUUCUCCUUACUUGUACGUUUGUACACAAACAUUUGACAUAUCUAAGCAUUAUGCUCAAUUUGGAGUAUUUGCAAAUGUGUGUGGUUUUUUUAAUUUUUUUUUUAAAUUAUUAUUCCACCCUAUUUCUAGUCUUUGAACUGUAAAUCUGACAAUUACACCACCUCCAAAACAAACAGCUGUGUUUGGCCAAGCCAUUUAAUCUAGUCCUCUGGUUUCCUAGACAUUUCUUUUGAAUUUGUUUUCAUCCCAAGAAGAAAUUGCAUACUGCCAGCAGUUCUAGAUAUCUAUGUGUGUGUGUAUAUUGCAUUUCUCUGAGAGAAACCAGUGUUGGUGCUAAUUUCUAUUUGUACCAAUUGUUUUGCUGGUCUGUUAAUUUUUGCCUAUAAAGGAAAUAAUUGCUGUGUGUUUUUGGGUUGUGUGUUGUUGUGUUUUUUUUUUGUUUUUUUUUUGCCAAUAUUAAAUGUAAAGGGUAUGGCUUGUGUCCAGACAUCCCAUUAGCCUUAUGUCCACCACUCUGCUGCAUUUUAAUAAGUGGUGGCCAUCUUUUAAAUCUGUGUUGGUGGCAGGCAUAUUGGUUCUUUUUAAAUCGGUCCUUGUAAAAUGACUAGGGGGAGUUUUUAUAUUGGACAUAUUUUGAAAAAUAAAAUAAUAAAUCAUUAA